Molecule: messenger RNA, 1374 nt
Organism: Mercenaria mercenaria
Lineage: Eukaryota; Metazoa; Mollusca; Bivalvia; Venerida; Veneridae
Exons: 2
Coding region: 83-1111 (342 amino acids)
Molecular function (GO): protein binding
Source: RefSeq, a predicted model, not a curated record
UGAUAUAAUUUAUGAAGCAGUAACACUGAGCCAUUUUACAAGAGCUCGGGACAGUUAACCGACCUUUGAAAAAUUCAUAAAAAUGAUACUGGUAUGGAGGUAUUUGUGCUUUAUCAUAUUUUUGCAAUCAGUGAGCUGCAACACAGACAAUGAUAUCAUAUUAGACGUGAUCUCCAGUAGGCUGGACCACAUUUCUAUAUCAUUAGCUAGAAUCGCCAGGAAACAGCGAGUGAUGGAAACACGCAUUGAUUCAAUAACUGAUAAUAUGAAGGGCCGCGAUCUUACUGACGGAAAAAAGGAAGAUGUUGUGUCGGAUUAUUCAGAUGGAGCAGCGAAAGAAGAACUUUUAAUUAUGAAGAGAGCAAUUUCCUCUGAAAAAGAGUAUGUUCGAAAUUUAGUGGAGUCUAUAUCUGUCGACAUUAGCGGUAGAAUCGCUGCUGUUAAAACACCUUCAGAUGACCUCGAUAGUAGAAUCGCUGCUGUUGAAGCAACUUCAGAUGACCUCGAUAGUAGAAUCACUGCUGUUGGAGAUAAAAUUGCUGCUGUUAAAGCAACUUCAUCCAACCUCGGCAACAGAAUACAAUCGAUGGAAAAGGGCAUGAAUACUGUAAAAGCAACUUCAGGUGGCCUAAGAACUAGAGUGGAUUCUAUGGAAUCAAGCAUUACUUCGUUAGUGUCAGCAGCAGAAAGGCGUGUAAGCUUCUCUGUGCAGAACAGACCAAGAGGUAACUUGGCAAUUCUUAAGGGAGAAACUACCGUAAAAUUCAACCAUGUGUUUUACAAUGAUGGUUCAGGAUACGAUAAAACAACGGGAAUAUUCACCGUGCCUGUAUCUGGUGUCUACCAGUUCAUCUUCUUCGUCGAGGGCUGGCAGAGUAAAGACGAGUUCAUUUGUCAAGCUGCUAUUCUGAUGUUGUACGUUGACGGUAGUUCGGCUGAAACAGUGGCCAUCGCUGACCCACGGCAUAAAAAUCAAAUUAUACAAGCUGGUAACACAUACAUCAAUUACUUCAGUAAAGGCCAAGAAGUGAAGCUGAGUACAGCAGACUAUUGUGACGAGUACAGCAUCUUUGAUUUCGGAACAACAUUUAGCGGUGUUCUGCUUUAUUGAUAUUAGCUUUGUAUAUUUGAUAGGAAAUCAGAAUAGACAACAUUCAGUACUGAGUAACUCUUUUAAAAAGAGUUUGGGAGGGAUAUAAUUGGAAAAAGAUAUUUUGAUGGAAUUAUUUGGCUUAUUAUUUUGUAGAAUAACAGAGUGCAUUUAUAAAUGAUGUAAUAAUUCUGAAACGGUACUGUGUUAUUAUACUUUUCAGUUUUUCCAGUAAUUAUGGUAUCGGAUUUUUCACACAUAAAAUAAAAAAAGAAGAAAAUCGA